GUCUCCUCCUAUAUUUACAUACACUCCGAUAACGGCAGCAUCUACAGCAUGCACUCGUUUGACUAUGAGAAACUGAAAGUGUUUCAGAUCCAGGUGCAGGCAAAGGAUCACGGCUCUCCGUCUCUGAGCAGCAACGCCAUGUUUUUAUCAUGGACCAGAAUGACAAUGCCCCCGCUGUUAUUUACCCCUCCGCUGUCAUGGCCUCUGUCUCCCAUCAGAAGAUGCCCCGGUCCGCUAAAGCAGGCCACUUCGCCACUAAGAUAUCCGCAGUGGACGCAAUCUCAGGCCACAACGCAUCGAUUUCCUAUAGGCUGGCAGAGGCCACAGACUCGUCUCUGUUCAGUGUGGAUCUUUACACAGGUGAGGUGAGGACAAAACGCGCUGUUUCAGAGCAGGAUGACUCCUCUCAGAGGCUGCUUAUAGAGAUGAAGGACAACGGGGAGCCGGUCCAGUCCACCACAGUCACAGUCAAUAUACUGUUAGAGGACUGGCAACACGAGCCCAUAUCGGAAUAA
Oncorhynchus gorbuscha (pink salmon) is the source of this 515-nucleotide messenger RNA. Its product is annotated as protocadherin beta-7-like. NCBI's taxonomy places the organism in Eukaryota, Metazoa, Chordata, Actinopteri, Salmoniformes, Salmonidae. Gene Ontology annotation, biological process: homophilic cell-cell adhesion. Gene Ontology annotation, molecular function: calcium ion binding. Gene Ontology annotation, cellular component: membrane. The transcript has a single exon. The record is from RefSeq and is a predicted model, not a curated record. Bases 150 to 515 code for a protein of 121 amino acids.